Messenger RNA from Exserohilum turcica Et28A, 1989 nucleotides. RefSeq lists its product as uncharacterized. The record is from RefSeq and is a predicted model, not a curated record. NCBI's taxonomy places the organism in Eukaryota, Fungi, Ascomycota, Dothideomycetes, Pleosporales, Pleosporaceae. Bases 1 to 1989 code for a protein of 662 amino acids. The transcript has 6 exons.
AUGUCACUUUAUUUAACCCAUAUAAAAGCGGCAUGGGAACAGAUUUUGCGCUGUGGUGACACAGUCCUGCCAUUUUCAGCUGUUGACGCAGCUACUGUAAAAAACCUUGAGCUCCUAGCUCCUAAAAAUUCAACGACUGACAAAGAGUUGGUAGCCAACUUAAUGGAACGCAGAGAGAUAUUCGCCUCUCAGCAUGAUGCUAAUCUUCGAAAUAUCCUUCUGAAGAACAUAUGUUCAUUUCCUGGUAUAAUUCCAUCGUUAGGGACCUUUUUUGAGAUGCUUAAGUACCUGGAGCCACUCUGUGAAGCACUCAGAUACUUGCUAGGCGGGCAGAUGAAAGGAACAAUCCGCUCAAGUUUCAAGGGCCUCUACUUCGCCCCUCCUAAGAAUAUGGUGCAGAUCAACGAGACUGAAGACGUUGAGAUCAAAGUAGCGCUUAGCCAGGAUCAAGCAAUGAUGGUUGCAUACACAGAGCUAUGGGCGUUCUGUAGCCGGCACUUUGAUAGCUUGACAGCAUUCACACCCAGGAAAGAAACAGGACAACCAAAGCCUCGUGUCAAAGGACCGAAUCCAGUGGUUUGGCGAUACUUGGCAAAACUUGCUCUGUCUCGAGGCUUUAAGAUAUCACAUGCCCAGGACCUUAUAGCGAAAGAGGAACACUUUCAUUCGCAACUUGCUUUAGAGUACCUUCAAAAGGCAAAACCUAUGUGCGCGAGCUUCCCUAAGGACCAUAUUCGAAUAGUGGUAGAAGCAAUCCGAUCCGAUGAAACUUUUGACAACCAGGAAUCUACGCUGCUACUCCCGCACCUUGAACUUGAUCGGCGGUUUGGACGACCUUUUGAACGCGACCUGCUCGUAGAGAAGAAGAUAAUGUUUCUACCACAUUUGAGCAGCGAUCCGCAAUGUGAAAACUUAGACUUGCGAUUAGCACGUCGUGAUCUCUUCUGGUGCAUGUUCACCAACUUAGAUUUUCGGGGUCAGGAUUUUGGGUUACCCACCACAGCCCCAAACCCAGUUCCCGAUAAUAUAGAUGUUGACAUGUCUAAAUCACAAGAAUUGGAUACCGAACACCAUCAGAUCCUAGUAGACACAUCUAAGAAGCAACAAAAGAACAUUGAGGAUCUGAAGAAUCAAAACAUAGUUUUAAAAGACCAAUUAGAAAAUGAACACCAGCAACUAAAAAAUGCUUAUACCCGCAUCAUGGGAGAACACAGUACGUGCAAGAAUGUUGAAGACGAACUCCAGGCUCUGGAACAGCGAUACCGAAUCCAGUCAGAAGAGAACAAAGAGCUUGCCUCUGAAAACGCUAGACUUCGACAACAGCAGAAAAUUGCAACUGGAAUUCAAACCAUGAACGAAGAUCCUCGAAAAGUACAGCAAUUACAGGAGCCUCUUGAAAUAGAAGCGACAACUAUGUCAGUAUUAGAGGAAAGUAACGGUACAGAAUCAGAUAAUCCGGCCACUUACAUCUGGAGAAACCACGAAGAAAAGAAUACACAAGAGAUCUUUUUUGUCUAUGUUGUCAAUAGAGAUGGCGACCUAGAGGGUCGUGGCUUUGAGAUAAGCAAGAGUUCAGAACAAGCGAUACCCCAAAUAACCGAUAUAUUACGUCAGGCUGACACGACAUUCGGAAGUGGCGGAUACCAUGCAACCACUGUACUGGGGUUGCAACUCACUAACAUGGAGCCUGGAUAUCUGUUCAAUUGCCUUCAGGCAAACUCGACGAUAUUUGUUGGAAAUACUUCUACACUAGCAGCAUAUAAUUCAGCUUCCACUGUAGCGGUGUCGCCUUCAAGAUCACAUCAGCAGGCUGUUACGAUUGAACAAGCUUCUAGCGAUGCUUUGGCAAAAAGAUUAAUCAAGCUAGAUUCAGAAGACGCAAGAAAAGAGAUAAAAGGGUCUUCGACUAUCACAAGCUCAACAAAUGCAGGUGCGAAGAAAAAAAGACCAAUAGGAAUAUUAAACUCUAAGAGGGCUUCGAGUAGUUAA